Molecule: messenger RNA, 2279 nt
Organism: Leptopilina heterotoma
Lineage: Eukaryota; Metazoa; Arthropoda; Insecta; Hymenoptera; Figitidae
Gene: babo
Product: TGF-beta receptor type-1
Exons: 8
Coding region: 640-2184 (514 amino acids)
Biological process (GO): activin receptor signaling pathway; cellular response to growth factor stimulus; nervous system development
Cellular component (GO): activin receptor complex; plasma membrane
Molecular function (GO): ATP binding; activin receptor activity, type I; activin binding
Source: RefSeq, a predicted model, not a curated record
AUAAAGCAGACAGACUGUGCACGGUGUGUGCACACAGAAAUGUGACCAUUUAAUUUAAAGAGAAUGUAGUAGUGAUGUGUUUGUGAAUUAGCAAAACAUUUUUUAUUUUCUAACAGAUUCGCACAGUUGUCAAAAAUGACAGACAAGUUUCAGCAAACGAAUUCCUGUCAAUAAUGCCUAAUGUUUCAAUAGAUCUUGAGUGAUUAUAAAUAAUUAGGAACUUUUAAAUAUUUGCCAAGUUGAUUGCGUCUUUUUUGCACAAAAAUGGCCGCACAUACAUGGCUCCUGACUAUUUAAUUUUUGCCAGUGCUUAAUAAUUUUCCAUAAGAUCUCUCAUUUUUUUUAUCAUUUUUUUUCACUGUCAUUAUUACUACUAUUAUUGGAAAAUUUGCUUUUUCUUUUCUAUUCAAAAGAAUAUGAAGCAAUUGUUUGUUAAAAACAGUCAAUUAAUGACGAAGUGCAAAAAGAACUGUGACCGGUGUGUUUUUGCAUACAGUCGAAUAUAUUUAUUGAAUUGCUUUUUUGAAGCGAUGUCGUUGACAUGAUAAAGUCAAAGUUUUUCUGUAUGCAUUACAUUCGAUCUUUCACUGUUGAGUGUUUUUUUGUUAAUCGCCUGUCAAGAGAAGCAUAAGUGAAAAAAUGAGAUUUUGCUGGGAGAAAAGAAGCUUACUUACUUUAGGGCUUCUGUGUUUACUACAUAUUCCUCUAUUUAUCAACGGAUUAAAGUGCCAUUGUGACAUAUGCACAGAGAGUAAUCAUACCUGUAUAACAGAUGGGUACUGUUUUGCCAGCACUACUUUGGACCAUGAUGGUGUUACACAUGCUUACCGGUGUUACAAUAAGACGCGGUUCUUUCCGAGCUCCGAGUAUUCAAUUUGGUGCAAGACAAAUGAGACACUCCGUGGUCCAGAAGGCAAUGAAUAUGUGAUAGCUUGUUGUAAUCACAUUGAUUACUGUAAUCGUUCUUUAAGGCCUUCAUUUCCUAAGUUCUCAGCAGAGCGCACUUCUCGUGUAUUACCCAACGGAGGUAGGACACCGUGGGAAACAUGGCAAACGGCUUUGGCAAUAGCUUUGCCAAUUUGUGCAUUGUGCCUUGUCGUUAUGGCUAUUUAUCACGUUCAUAUGUUAAGAAAAAGACCAGCCAGGCACUUUCCCGAUGACUCUAUGGAAGCCCCAGAUAGACCGAUUCUUGGAGGUGUCACUAUUAGAGACAUGCUGGAAAUGACAACCAGUGGUAGUGGCUCUGUUGGCCUACCACUUCUAGUGCAAAGGAGUAUAGCCCGCCAGAUUCAAUUAGUUGAAACCAUUGGCAAAGGACGAUUUGGCGAAGUCUGGCGUGGUCGAUGGCGAGGUGAAAAUGUCGCUGUAAAAAUAUUUAGUUCGCGUGAAGAAAGAUCAUGGUUUAGGGAAGCUGAAAUUUAUCAAACAGUAAUGCUCCGACAUGACAAUAUUCUUGGAUUCAUUGCUGCAGAUAAUAAAGACAAUGGGACAUGGACACAACUUUGGCUUAUAACUGAUUAUCAUGAGAAAGGUUCACUUUUCGACUACCUAAAUAGAUCAACAGUUGAUACAAAUGGCAUGAUUAGAAUGGCCUUGUCUAUAGCUACUGGUUUGGCACAUCUUCACAUGGAAAUUGUUGGCACUCAAGGAAAGCCAGCGAUAGCUCAUCGAGAUUUGAAGUCAAAAAAUAUUUUAGUAAAAACUAAUGGAACAUGUGCAAUUGGUGACCUUGGCCUGGCUGUCAGACAUGAUGUUAUUACCGACACUGUAGAUAUUCAACUUAAUAAUAGAGUUGGAACAAAGCGCUACAUGGCACCGGAGGUUCUCGAAGAGACAAUAAACAUGAAUCACUUCGAUUCAUUCAAGCGAGCGGAUGUCUAUGCUUUAGGUUUAAUUUUAUGGGAAAUUGCAAGAAGAUGUAAUGUUGGUGGUAUUCAUGACGAUUAUCAACUUCCAUUUUAUGAUUUGGUUCCCUCCGAUCCAACAAUUGAAGAAAUGCGCAAGGUUGUGUGCACUGAUAGGCAAAGGCCUUCAAUUCCAAAUCGAUGGCAAUCAAUUGAUGCUCUUCAAGUGAUGUCGAAGGUUAUGAAAGAAUGUUGGUAUCACAAUGCUGCUGCAAGACUAACUGCCUUAAGAAUAAAAAAAUCUCUUGCAAAUUACGGAGCAAUGGAUGAUCUGAAGUGAUGAAAUCACUUUAGGUUUAUUGGUCGUUAUCGUUAGGAAACGUAACUUCUUUGUUAAAAAAUAUUUUGAUAAUACAAAAACGAAGUCAACACAUC